AUGAGCCGAAGAAACGCGAUUCCGCUCCUCGCGCUCCUCGGAUCCAUAUUCGUAAUCGCCUUCUACUUCUCGGACAUACACAAUAGCGAAGCCUGGAGAGGCUUACCACAGCAUGUCGGACUAGGAGAUCACGUCGGAAGCAAUGCGCCACCUUCGAGCUCUGGUAGCGCCGACUUGUCACAAGGCAAAAACAGCGAUCCGGACUAUGCGAAUUGGAAUCCCAAGCCCGUGUUCAAGUCAGGCUCGCCAAUGCCAGCUGGCCAUAAUUACACGUCGACUCUGGUUAUUGCGAAGACGAAAAAGGAGAAUGUGGAUUGGAUACGAGAAUUGAUGCCGGAGCAGGAAACGGCUAUUUAUGUCGCCGACGACCCGACCGCCCCGUUACACCCUCCGAAGAAUAAGGGCCACGAAGUCAUGAUUUACUUGUCAUGGAUCAUUGACAACUACGAUAACCUCCCCGACGUCGCCAUUUUCAUGCACGCGCAUCAGUUGGCAUGGCACAACGACGACAUGCUCGAGAAGGACGCACAUCUCCUCGUAACUCGACUUAGUCGACCGCGCGUCUGGAGAGAAGGCUAUGUAAAUAUGAGGUGCAAGUGGGAACCUGGUUGCCCGGCCUGGAUGCAUCCUGGCGCUACAAACGUCGACGGCCAAAAGCCAGAAGAGGUACUCCUCGCAAAGUCCUGGAGUGAGCUCUUCCCUCUCGACGAGGUACCCACCGUCCUUGCGCAACCAUGCUGCGCCCAGUUUGCCCUUUCGAGAGAACGCAUACAAGCAAGGCCAUAUGCACAAUACGUCUGGUACCGCGAUUGGAUGUUCAACACGCAACUGCCCGACUAUCUCAGCGGUCGCAUCUGGGAAUAUGUUUGGCAAUUUGUUUUCACGGGCCAAAAUAUAAACUGUCCCAAGGAACACAUUUGUCUCUGUGAUCAGUAUGGGGCAUGUUUUGGUGGCGAAGAGGAAUAUGCAAACUUCUUGGCUCUUCAGACCGAAUUCAACGACCAGAGAGAAAGGCUCAAGGAAUGGGAUGAGAAAAGCUUUGCCAUAGAAGAUGCCCGGAGGAACGGUGACGAGGAGGCGUUGAAGACGCUCGAAAUACCUCAACCAGGCGAGUCGGAGGAGUACAUGAAGGAAAUCAAUCGAUUGCAGCCUAUAUUAGAUAAGUUGAAGCAUGAGGCGGAGAUUCGGGGACAGGAUCCGCGGAAUCGAGCUUUGGAAGCGGGGAGGGAAUGGAAAGAGGGUGAUGGUUUUUAG
Pyrenophora tritici-repentis Pt-1C-BFP is the source of this 1254-nucleotide messenger RNA. Its product is annotated as DUF3431 domain containing protein. Lineage: Eukaryota; Fungi; Ascomycota; Dothideomycetes; Pleosporales; Pleosporaceae. The record is from RefSeq and is a predicted model, not a curated record.